Molecule: messenger RNA, 5960 nt
Organism: Oncorhynchus keta (chum salmon)
Lineage: Eukaryota; Metazoa; Chordata; Actinopteri; Salmoniformes; Salmonidae
Product: major intrinsically disordered Notch2-binding receptor 1-like
Exons: 4
Coding region: 2464-5013 (849 amino acids)
Biological process (GO): negative regulation of cell population proliferation; negative regulation of TOR signaling
Cellular component (GO): plasma membrane
Source: RefSeq, a predicted model, not a curated record
UCCUCCGUUCUCCUUUCUCUCCCCCAGGUACCUACUGACCUUCCUCACAGAGUUCUGGAUAGAGAAAAACAAUCCUCAGAUCUCCUUUCUCUCCCCAGGUACCUACUGACCUUCCUCACAGAGUUCUGGAUAGAGAAAAACAAUCCUCCGUUCUCCUUACUCUCCCACUCACGUUGCCACUUCUGAGUCAUUCCCUCUGCUAUGAUGCGCCUACAUUCCAUCCUCCCUAACGGGACCACCACAUCUACCUUCUCCCUCUUCAGAGCUGCCUUAGCUUCCUUAUCUGCUGCUUCAUUUCCCCCUAACCCCUACAUGGGCUGGGACUCACAGAAAACAUACCUUACACACCCUUUCUGCCCCACCCCAUAAAGUGCCAUCAGUAGCUCGAUUAACAAAUAUUUGGAUGUGCCCUAGACUUCCAUUCGCUCAGUACAACCAGGAGAGUGGCAGACUCUGAACACAAAAUUACCCUGUCAGGCCCCACUUCUUCCACCCACUACAGAGGCCCCAUUAGUGAUAGCAUUUAAUCAGAAAAGACUGAAAGUCCAUCAGAAAGCUGCUUACCCUAGUGUAUUUGAAACUGGGAAACAUGUAUUCCAAACCCUGCUCUCUCACUACCCGGGACUCCACGCCCACUGUAAAUGAGCCUCAACCACCCCAGAAGAAUCUCCAAAGUCCUCAGCCUGCAUUUCAUCUAAAGUUGUCAUGUCAACAGCCAUCAUGUCAACAUCCCCCUCUUCCUGUCCCCCCAUUCCUGCAUUUGGGUCACAUACUAGGGGGACUUCCUGGUUCUGAGAGAAAUCGAGAUAGAGAGAGAUUUUGUGGAGUGGCACAUUUUUCUACCUCUAACUCUGUAUUGCCCGCUAUGCACCACCACACCAUCCUUGCAAGGAAAUCUGGGCAAACUGUAAAGGCGCUUAGCUGAUUCUGGUAGAUGAAUUGCCAUGUUAGCUCACAAGGUUUAACUCACUCGGACUGAUGUCUAAUAAAGCAGUUGGUGGCUGACCUGACCGGAGUAUCUACAUGUAAACCUACUAGAAAACUCAAUGGUAAGAGAACUGUAAAUUAAAGUCACCCAUUACAAUACCUUGUAGCAGUGGUUAGAGAUAGUUUAUAGUUCUUUACUAUUGAGGGUGUUGCAACAUUAUUACCCAGUAUCUAUAUAUGAAAUUACUCAAUAGCACCAUGGUAAGAUAUCUGUUGGAGAGAGAUCUGUUGGACGGAGCUCAUUGUGGCCUUGUGUCCCAAAGAGAUGAAGAGAGGAUUAUUAACUAUUAAGUUAAUUUCACAGUAUGAUGAAGAGAGGAUUAUUAUCUAUUAAAUGAAUUACACAGUAUGAUGAGGAGAGGAUGAUUAAAUAUUAAGUUAAUUACACAGUGUGAUGAAAGACGAUUAUUAACUAUUAAGGAAAUUACACAGUAUGAUGAAGAGACGAUAAUUAACUAUUAAGGUAAUUACACAGUUUGAUGAAGAGAUGGUUGUUAACUAUUAAGGUAAUUACACAGUAUAUUAUAAUUGUUUUCAAACAUUGUACAAGCAAUUGCCAGAAAUUACCUGCUACUAUCAUGUUAUUUCUAGGCAAAUGCAUCAUAAUUAAUGUACUGUAGAAUAAAAUCUUAUAUAAAAGCUCUUUCCUAUACCAUCUACUUAUUUUAUGGUUCGAAAGGGAUUCCAUAAUCGGUAUAUAAUAGAUUUAUUCCUAUAUGGCUGACAGGUGAAACUGACAGAGAUGUAGAAGCUGAAAGCUUUCCUCUCCUCUCAGUCUAAUGGGGUUUUAAGUAUUGGCCUUUAUGGAUGCUAAUGUUUGCUAAUGAUGACAGAUCCAGGAGAACUGGCCGGUGUGUCUGUGUGUGUCUGAUCAGGUCAUCCACGCCUUGUGGUUUACUGUCAAGCUAGAUGUUGUUGAGGAGUCUGAAUUAUGAAAUCAUACAUUUUUAAUCUGUUUUCUCCUUUACACACUCAAACACACUUUUGUCAUCUGACAGCCUAAAAGAAACACUCCCACACUCCAUCACACACAGAGAUAUAUUGUGCCAACCUUUAUUUUAGGCUAGUGUAUGAUUAAUAUGAUUAGCCUACAUGUAGCCUCUAGUUUGUGUUGACAUUUCAGGUGUCAUCAAGCUAUUCUAUUCGGGGAGAUUAUACUUAGUUGAAUGGAUGCUUUUUUGAGGCUCCUUUGGGGACUUAGGGACGAGUGAGAGGAUGACCUGGUUUCUAAUUUUCUACUCUCAGCCUGGUCUGUAGCUACCCAUUUUAACAGAGCUCAUCCAGGCAGAUGAGAAUUAACUGUGCAGUGGAUUGGAUCUUUCUUUCCAAAGGAAUAUCGUCCUUUUAUUAAUCUGCAGACAAUAUGAUAACUCAGGUUGUUUUGCGAUUCUCAAAGCCAGUGCUGUUCUUCUAACGGAGGUGCUGCUGUUGAAAUUCAACUCUUCUCUGUCCAGAGAUAACAGGUGAUAUUGGCUCAUGGCCAGCCUGCAACAGGAGUACCCCCUGGUCCUGCUGGGUAUUCUGGAGGAGCUGGCCGCUAUGCGCCACUGGCUCUCCUUCCAGGAUCUGUGUCGAAUGGUCAGCACCCGCUUCGACCUGCAGCACCUCACAGAGCUUAGGAGCCUGCUGUUCUCCGCAGCCUGCCGUGACCCAUGUUUCCCCGCCACCCUCUUCAGAGACAGGGUCACCCCCAAGGGACUGGGGACAUCCCCGAUAGGCGUGGCAGCUGACAUCGUCACUAUAUUCAACCUCAUUCAAAUGACGGGUGGGGCUCCCGAUGAGGCCCAGGCUGCUCAGCCAAUAAAAGCCAAGUCCCCCCCUCACAUCGACCAAUCCCCAGAGCCCUCUUUGCAAAGCUCUUUGCCCAUCACUGACGAAGUGAGAUUCUCCAGUUGUGAUAGGGUGUGCACACUUUCAGACUCUCAGACCAUCUCAGGCCCCAUCGACCCAAGCUUGCUCUGGCCCAAAUCAAAUUACUCGUUCCGCAAGCGCGCCAGUCUCCCUCCUGAUCCCCUCUCUCUUGUCUCCUCAUCCCCUCCGAGCCGUGCCAGGGCUGUGUCUUUCGACUGGCGCCACAACACCCCACUGUUCGCUGGCAGCGGCAGCAUCCCAGGCAUGCAGAGCAUCUACCUCCCCCUGGAGACGGACAGCGAGUCCUCCAAAGAUUCCCUGAGCGGAGACUCAGCACCCAGAGAUCCCGGAUCGGAGCCGGGAUCGGAGCCGGGAUCACAGCCGGGAUCGGAGCGGCAUUCCUGCAUGAAGAAGAGAGAUAUCUUCAAGAAGAACUUCCACAACCAGUCGCAACUGGUUCCUCAGGUGACCAUCAGUACUGAGUCUCAGACUCCAAGAGGAGGAGUAGGACGAAGAGGGAGGCAGGAACUGUUUUCCAACCGCAGCUUUGAACUGCUAUCCAACCCGUAUCCUUCCCCCACUGUUGGUCGGUCUUCGCCGGAGCGCCGGGCCAAGCAUGAAAGCUUGGAGGACCUCCAGGACUCCACAUACUUUGGCCCAGGGGAUACUAUUCAAGAAUGGUCCUCCCUCCACCUCCAACCCCCCAGGGCCCAGAGGCCAGGGUGGGCCGACAAGAGCCUGAGUCUGGACGACAGGGAGGUGGGCUUAGCGGGGGUGGGUUUGGAUGGCUCCGAGGGCUCUCUUCAGGUUAGACUCACUCCUAGCCCCACUACAAACAACGUUGGUGGUGGGUUGUCCCCUCCAAAGGGAUGGGAGGGGAACACCAUUCCCGCACUUGGAGGAGGGGGGUUGACGGCCUACAGCAGGGGCACCCAGACCGACACCAUGCCGGACCCCCGGCGCCUGCGGAGCCUAGUGCACGCCGACCGCCUGUCCUUCAUGACCUCGAUGGAUGACCCCGACAUGAUGGGCGAGGAUGACAUCAGCGCCAUCUUCCGCUUCCUGGAUGACAUGAGCAUGUGCGGCUCCACGGGGGUCCUCCACCCCCACGACGUGGGCCCCUCGGCAGCCCAGGACACACCAGAGGCACGACGUGGCCGCCUGGGCCAGCUCCAGAAGCUCUUUCACUCCCUGGAUGGCAGCGACGAUGGCGGCCUCAAGGCCAGCGUAUGUAAACUCCUCCUGAGAAUGGGCCAGAUCGAGAGACGCCUGGAGUCGCUGUCCGAGGUCAAGGCCGAAAUCUCCCAAGUUCUUUCCUUCCUCCAGCGACUGGAUGAGAAGAUACAAGAGCAGGCCAUUAGAGGAGGAGGAGGGAGUGGAGGUAGGUGGCUGGGACCGCCCAGCGGUGGUGGGUCUUCCCUGGGUAGCCUGAGCCAUUCGCUCACUCCUGGGUCUGGUGGCUCCUCGGAACCCCAGCCCCUGUCUGUGUCUGGGCAUUCGUUUGGCAGCCUGGACUUCAACCAGUGGGGUAGCAGCCAAGGGAAGACAGAGACAAACGGAGGUCUGAGCGAGACCGAAGGGGGGAAGAAGGGGGUGCUCUCUCGGCUGGCCUCCUCCAAGCCUGAGGAGAAAAAUGGCGUAGACUCCAAACGGCCGAGCGUCGUCUCCAACUUGUCUGCGCGGGAUUGGACGGUGUCGUUCUCGAAAAGUAAAGAUGGGAAGGCCCAGCCCGGGAAAAAACGACAGAUGGACCAAUCAAAGAACUCCGCCCAGAGUCAUAAGCUCCCCCUUCAAAAACACUCCCACCUGGUGGAGCCAGUAUUCAGUUCCUCUCUCUUGCGUCAUAAGGGUGGCGGGUUGACCAAUCCUGGGUUGUCCUCUGGGCUGCCCUGUGACCCCAGAUUGGCUGGGGGGAGAGGAGGAGCCCCGGUCUGGACCGUGGAGGACAGAGAGGCCAGAAUGUCCCCUCUGGAACUGCAGGCCCAGGAGUCUCUAAACCCCAAUAAUCUGGAGUUUUGGAUGGAGGACAUCUACACGCCAGGUUACGACACACUAUUGAGGCGCAAAGAGGCUGACCAGCGCAGAGCCAAAGCCUGCAAGCUGGGGGCGCUCAUCUUCACAGCCGUUACCAUAGUCCUUGUCAUCGUCAUCCCCAUCGCCACAAUGAGCUCCUGAGGCUCUGACAGGAAACCUCCAAACAAAGACUGACAUGAUUGGUUGAUUAGCGAUGACGAGAUGCAGGGAUUCUGAAGUCUGAAUGCAGUGUUUAUCUGAUAUAUAACCAUUUUUUCAUAUAACGAUGUAGGGGACUAGUAUGCCCUACAUAUACCAUGCUUUGCACCACUUCUCCCAGGAGAGAGUAAUAACAAAAGACAAAGCUAAACUAAUGCAAACUCUUUGUGAAUCCCCAUGUUAUCACAGUCAGUUAUGCCCUUGAGUGCUAUUUUGGCCUUAUCCUUUUGCCCACAAACCCUACAGGGCUCAUUUCUUUCAAGCACAACUGAAAAAAUUCUAAAUUGUAAAAAGCACAGCAUUUGUGUGGGUCUACUGUCUAACUUUGAAUGCCUUUGUUUCUCAUUAAGCAGUAUGGUGCAGUAAGUUAUGUUGAAUAAAACAACUUUGUUGUCAUAGUGGUUUUUCAAGAGUGGGAAAUCUGUGAUUUCUGCUAUUUUUCGCUGGCUAAGGCAAUGUAUUUGUUUCAUGAGAUAUGCCACCCCUGUUUGCAGGGCCGGUCCUUGCUGUUCUGUGCCCUAGGCAAGACCAAAAAAUGCCAUCCCCCAAAACUAGAAUAGUGCCAGUAAGCAAAAUCACAUUGAAAAGACAUCUAACAUGUGUAUUUUCCAGACAUAGAAGUUAGUUUCAAUUUAGGUCUGAAUGAAAGGUGAAAAUAUGUAUUUUCCAUACGUUUAAAAUACACAUUUUCCAGGACAUUGAAAAGGCAUAUUUUCCGGAAGUUGAAAAAUACAUAUUUUCCUGACGUUGAAAUAAGGUUUAUUUUCGGUUCUAUUGAAAGUUGAAAAUACUUAUUUUCCGGAUGUUGAAAAUACUUAUUUUCCGGAUGUUGAAAAUACGUAUUUUUAGGAUGUUGUUUGUUAACAUGACAGUAAAAAAAAAAUAGUUUA